AUGGCUUCGAGCAGCGGGCAAGCUUCUAAACUGACGUCGAAAGGAUAUGAGGCGUACAGAAAGGCCCCGGACCAGAUGAAGGGCGCUAAGCCGCCGCAGGGCGUUGAAGGGGCUAUGCAACUCACCAGCCCCAGUGACUUGAAGGUGGCGUUCGAGAUGCUGGAUGAAAACAAAGAGGGGCUGCUUGGAAAGAAGCAGGCACGGGAGUUCUUACGCUGUGCUGGGUGGUGCUUGUCCGACGACGAGCUCGACGCGAUGCUUUUGAACCAGCUCAAAGCCAGCACGAAGCAAGGAACGAUAGCAGAGAGAACGAAGUGGAACCUGCGAAUGCUCAUGGAUCUGCUGGAACAAAACCAUGAUCGAGACAAUGUCAGCUUGGCAGCAGUGCAACAAGCGCUGCGAAGGCUUGCAAACAAUCGCGCCAAGAUUAGCAAGGAUCGCAUCUUGGAGUUCAUAUCCCAAGACCAGGAUCUGUCGGAGGCAGACAUUGACCAGGUUCUUGGCGCUGUGGGCAUGAGUGGUGCCAAGCUACUAGACUGCGAGCAAUUGGCCGCCAAACUAUUGGAUCGGGUGUGCAAUCCUCCUUCGGUGCUGGAAAUGCACGAGUUAGACCGAGACACAGCGGAGCGCUGUCAAACAGUGGCCGGGCUGUCUUGA
This is a messenger RNA of Symbiodinium natans, 657 nucleotides long. NCBI's taxonomy places the organism in Eukaryota, Dinophyceae, Suessiales, Symbiodiniaceae. The record is from the annotation of a GenBank genome assembly.